UACGGGAGGGGUUUAGGGGUUUUCUGGGCAGUUCUGACCAAUCAUCGACGCAUUCAGUAGCUGUUUUGCAUAAAAUCUGCUUUCCUAAAGGUGAGAUUGCGGUUCUACAAGUCAGUUACUGAGCGAAUUACUGGGCGGAAGAAUAUUUCCACAGGAAAUUUCGCUUUCGCGGACCUAUCACUAAUUGCAGUUUCCCGUUCCAACCUAAAAGAUGAAGUUCAUGUGCGUUGUCGCCUUGCUCCUCUUCCUUCUGUGUUUCACCUUUUCCCCGGGAGAAGGGGCAAAGGGCGGAGACGGCAGCGAACUGUUAAAUCGGCUGAGUAAAAAGCGAAAAGGCAAAUUGUUGGCAACCAAAGGUGCGCUGACCACGAAAGACGAUCACGCGUGUACCUGGAAUGUCACUGGGGACGAAGAGCUGGUACUGCGGAUCAGCUGUAGUUACCAAGGCGGAAACUAUUCGUGUAACUACACGGGCAGGCCGCAGUCCUGCCCCACUUACAACUCGAAAGCCUUCCAGUACUGGAAACAGGUGGUCAGCAAAGUGAAGAGGAAGAAACACGCCUGCGAGGGAGAUAAAAUCUUGAAGGCGCGCGUCUGUAAAAAGGCGCCGACAGAGUCUCAAAUGAAGCUGCAGGGGAAGAGUUGGGACAUGAGCAAGAGGAGGGCCAAGCUUCAUUUGAAGGACGCCGAGCGCAAGAGGGCUUUGGGGAAACAGAACGCCUUUGCCUCGGAGAGCGUUAAUUCUACCGACACCCAAUCUGAAAAGAACUGGGGCAGAUCUGGAGCCCCUGAAUCCUCAAAGAGCGAGGACCCAAGCGCAUUGGGCGAAAUGAGAGAUGAUGACCCCGAUUUCCAGGAGCAGCUGUCCCGCGCCUACUGUGCCGAGAAGUGGCAUUCGCUUUGCUCGUUUUUUGUCAACUUGUGGAAUGGCUAGUCUCACACACGCGAUUCCUUUCCAGAGAGGAACCCUUGAGUUCACCCCUGCAUAUAACCAUCCAUAUAAAACGCCAGCUUCUCCCACUGUGGCUAAUAUUCAUUCAAUAGCUCUUACACAGACUGAUACAACUGGCUCGUCAAAUACUAAACUGACUUACUGCUGUAGCAAGUACAGACCUUUUAAAUGAAAACUUUUAACAUUAUGGUAAUAGAUCUAACCUUCUAACGUGUACAUACAAUGUGUUAACUCGGUCUUGUAAGGUAUAAGAUUAAAGACCAGUGAACGUUCAUUUGUUUGACUGAAUACCGACUGCGGCCUGUGAUAUAUAG
Molecule: messenger RNA, 1266 nt
Organism: Hypanus sabinus (Atlantic stingray)
Lineage: Eukaryota; Metazoa; Chordata; Chondrichthyes; Myliobatiformes; Dasyatidae
Product: fibroblast growth factor-binding protein 2-like
Exons: 2
Coding region: 212-934 (240 amino acids)
Biological process (GO): cell-cell signaling
Molecular function (GO): growth factor binding
Source: RefSeq, a predicted model, not a curated record